This is a messenger RNA of Monodelphis domestica (gray short-tailed opossum), 2245 nucleotides long. Lineage: Eukaryota; Metazoa; Chordata; Mammalia; Didelphimorphia; Didelphidae. The record is from RefSeq and is a predicted model, not a curated record.
CAAAUGCCAUUGCCGGGAAUUGACUAUCCCCCUUGAGUCCCGGCCUUUGCUUUCUUUCUGGCCAAGGGAGUAAGACAAGCCUGGCUUUCUCUUCGAGAGAGCCUGAAGAACGAGAAACCAAGAGGAUAUGAAUCAUUAGAUUUGACGAAGGCUUCACGGCACCCCUCCUUUUACCCCCAAGGUUUUGCCAAUUUCAAAGAACAAUGAAUUGUUUCUCUGAAGAUGUGUAAACCAUCACAGAAAGAAGUAACUCAGAUGCGCUCAACUUGGUUCCAUCAUUUCAAAGAACAGAAGAAGCAAGGCUUUAAAAUGCCCAAUUGCCGCCACCGUAUCAUCAUUGCACCCUCCAUGGAGGAAUAUAUUAGCAACAAAACUAGUCCCUUUCUCGAAGUGGAUCCUUCAUCCCAAUUCAGCAAAGGAGGAGGAGGUCCUUGGCAACCAUGUGUCAAGGAAGAAAAGUCAUCAGAGGACGGAGAUGAGGUACAUUCAUGGUUGGCCCAGAGGCUAAAGAUAAACACAGAGCUGGACCAUUUUAUGAACCUGGAUAAGUGGGUGAAUGGCAAGCCCGGCUUGACAAAUUUAGAGAAUCGAAUCUUAAGGAAGAUUAACAGUGACAAAGAAAAUGAGCUGGCUGCCCAACGAGCAGCUAAGAUUGUUCCUUCUGAAACCAUGAAACCUGUCCGGCGCGUACGCAAAUGUAUUCCCUUAAUCAGACUGCCUGAACCCCUGGCUCUGGAGAUCCUGUAUAACCAUCUUUUAAAACACAAGGUGAAAGUCUUCGAAUUGUUCGCCAAGGGAGACUGGGAACACCAGAAGAUCUCCAGGGAAGAAUUUGUUGAUGGAAUGAAAAAAGUUAAUGCUCCUCUGACUGAACGGGAGUUUGAGGAUGUGGUAAUCUACCUGAGCUCCAUGAACAAGUUCAAUGUAAUCUACCUACAAGAUCUGGUAACUUCAUAUAGAUAUUGGUCUGCAUCCAGGAAAAAUGAAAAACAAGAGAAAAGGAAAAAUUAUUUGUAUGGCAAAAAAAGACCGAGAAGGAAGUCAAAGGCUAAGAAGGAAAAGUCUUCAUCCUUAAGAUCCCCUUCCCCACAAUCAAACCUUUUGGAAGUGCCUCCGGUUAACACUGCGCCAGACAGAAUGCUUUUGAGCUAUGAGGAUAUGGAGGAAGUUGGGAAACGAUACAGGGAAAUGAGACGACAAAAUAAGAAAAAAAUAAAUCCCUUGAUAUUUGUGGAAAGAUGUCGCCUGGUAAGAAGUGGCAACAAGGCCUACGAUGACAACAACCUUCCAUCCACUCUGUCAGGCGAGAUGGGAGAGCUGACCGAUGCUUUUCGACAAGCUACCUUUCUGGUCUACCUGAAGUCGGUAAAGGCUUGUGAGGACUACCAAAUCCCACUGACAGAAGACAUCCUCAUGAAAGCUCUGCUUUUCCCUGGAGACAAACUCAUCUUUGAGAAAGGCAACAUCCUCAAGAUCAGACAGCCAGGAGGCUAUUAUGAUGAACUUAAAGAAAUGACACCAACUCUAGACAAGUGGCUGACAGUAGAAGAAUCACCAGCUCUGAAGAAGUCCCAGAAACCAAUCAAGAAAAUGACCUUUAAAGAGUUUGAGACACUGACCAGAAUUUUUCUGAGCUUUUUCGAUUUCGCUGUCGUGACACCUUCCUGUCUUCUUCUUGCAGGACUUAGACGUAAAGUCCCAUCAGCCCCUGCGGUACGUCUUUCCUUCUCACUCUCGCUCUCUUUCCUUCAGCGCUUCCGUGGAGGAGGCUGCUGUUUCUUACUCGGCAACAUGCCCGCCCUCAGGCCCCUCGUGAAGCCCAAGAUCGUCAAGAAGAGGACCAAGAAGUUUAUCCGGCACCAAUCGGACAGAUAUGUCAAGAUCAAGAGAAACUGGCGUAAACCAAGAGGCAUUGACAACAGAGUGCGAAGACGAUUCAAGGGCCAGAUCUUAAUGCCCAACAUCGGUUAUGGAAGCAAUAAGAAGACAAAGCACAUGUUGCCCAGUGGGUUCAGGAAGUUCUUAGUGCACAAUGUUAAAGAGCUCGAGGUGCUCCUGAUGUGCAAUAAAUCUUACUGUGCUGAGAUUGCUCACAAUGUUUCCUCCAAGAAUCGGAAAGUCAUUGUGGAGAGAGCAGCUCAGCUGGCUAUCAAGAUCACCAAUCCAAAUGCUAGAUUGAGGAGUGAAGAAAAUGAGUAAAAUGCUUUGCACGUCUUUGUUUUAAAUAAACCCAACCGACCAUCUA